Molecule: messenger RNA, 3181 nt
Organism: Synchiropus splendidus (mandarinfish)
Lineage: Eukaryota; Metazoa; Chordata; Actinopteri; Syngnathiformes; Callionymidae
Product: transmembrane channel-like protein 7
Exons: 16
Coding region: 651-2696 (681 amino acids)
Cellular component (GO): plasma membrane
Molecular function (GO): mechanosensitive monoatomic ion channel activity
Source: RefSeq, a predicted model, not a curated record
GUCACAAUCGCAUACGAUGAAGUACCCUUCAUCAUAUGCAUAUGUUUCCUGGAAAAUAUAUUUGGUCUGCUGCUUUAGCUGUGUUCAGUAUUUUGCUUGAAUGAGUUUUUUUAAAUGUCAUAGUAGUAUUGCACAUGAUAGUAACCUGGUCUGACACGCCCUCUUGGCUCUGUUUAAAUGUAGAAAUCAUGCCAAACAUGUUUAGUACAAGAACUUAGUCCGAGUUGUUUCCUGGCUGAUCGCUGAUGUGCUUGUGGUUGAAGAGGGUUAGCCACUUAUCAUCCAUCUCCGUUAAUGAGAGCCAUUGCUAAUCUCCUCAUUGUCAUGCCUGUGGAGUGAGGUCAUUAUUCAGUAUGUUAUCGAGUCCAUUUGUGGGGAACCAUCACUGAUGGAGCCCAUUAUAUGUUCUUCACAUCAGAGCAUGUGUAGCAUCAAUGCGCUAACCAUUUGAUUUUUUUCUACUUCCUUGAAUAUAAUCUUUUUUUUCUUGUGUUUCAGCUUUACACUGCUGGUUUCGGCAUCCUGUCAUGUGAUUUCCUUUUUUGGUUCUUAUUUCUCAUUUUGGCAGCUACUACUGCCUUCUCCUAAUCUGGAUUAUCAGAGUGAGUGCAGACCUCGCAUUUGGCGGACGAGGUAGUAUUUUCGAUCAAAUGGAAGACUGCGUCCCUGAAAAGUCUGAGGCUCUUUCAGAUGACGGCUCUCCAGUCACCUGGCCAUCGGAAUGUGAUUACUAUAACACAGAAAUCUACGAUCUGUUGCCCAGCAGCCAGGCUGGCCAAUCAGAACUGUCGUCGCACGAUGGUCCCGACGGGCACUCAUCCCGACAACCCAGAGAAAAGACAAGUCAGCAGCCCCUCAAGAAUCUGCCCGUCUGCCUUCAACGAAAGAGAGAAAUCAGGGACAGGCGUACCCAAAAUAUAGACGCCUGGGAGUCCUGGAAGAGCAGCAAGGGGAGGAGAAGAUGGGCACAAAUGAGAGGUGUCCUAAAAAGUCUGUUGCCAUGGCAGCAAAUGCUUCAUACCAUCGAAGGCAGGUUCGGAGUGGGCGUGAAGGCCUACUUUGUUUUCCUCAGAUAUCUGGUUUACUUGAACAUGCUCAACUGUGCUCUUGUUUGGACCUUCAUUUUGGGACCGACCGUAUACUAUGGCAGGAGCAACAACAGUGAAGCAUUGGUGUUUGGUAGUAAUGACUCCUUUCUGGAUUUCUUUUUGGGAUCCGGCUUUCUGGCCCGCUCUCCGCUCUACUUUGACUACUACACCCGUGGCGCCCUGGACUCACCCUGUGUGAACACACCACAAUUGUACGUCGCUGGGAUCCUCAGCAUCCUUCUGAUCAGUCUGAUCAUGGCAGUCCGUAGAACUGCUGUCGGGUACAAGCACAAUUGGAUUCUAGGAAGUCAAUACAGAAUGAACGUGAGCUUCAGGAUCUUCUGCGGGUGGGACUUCAACAUCAAGGAGCCCGACUCUGCCGAGCGAAAACACAGCUUCAUUCGAAAUGGACUUAAGCUUCUUCUGCUGGAGCAGAGUUUCCAUUUCUCCAUCAGUCAGAGGACACUUGGGCGCCGUGUUUGUAUCCACUUCCUCAGGUCCCUCCUCAACAUAAUCGUCCUGUUACUAUUGGCUGGGUCCUUCUACUUAAUCUACAAAGCCAUAGAAAUAUCGAAGAAAAAGGGACUGGAGGACCAGUACUGGUUUGUCAGACUUCCAUUCCAGUACCUGCCUCCCAUCACCAUCACCUCUGUCAACCUAAUCCUGCCUCUUAUCUUCCGGAAGAUCGCUGCGUUUGAAGAAUACUCUUUCACGACUCAGGUCAACGUAACUCUGGUCAGGAGCAUCGUGUUAAAGUUAACAUCUCUGGGGAUCUACUUAUACUUUGUCAUUACUGGAAGCCCUCAACACAGGGAGGACCAUUUUGGUCAGGAGAUGUACAAACUCUGUGUCUUCAGCUUCCUCACCACAGUUUGCAAAGCCUUCCUCCUGAGCUUCCCCAAGAAGUUGAUGGUUGAAAAGUACCCCUCUUCUUGUCUGGCCCGGAUGUUGGGGGAGCAAUAUUUUGAGAUUCCUUUCAACGUGCUGGACCUGGUUUAUGCGCAGACGGUGUCUUGGGUGGGAGUGUACUUCUGCCCUCUGCUGCCUCUCAUCAGCACCUUCACCCUGAUGUUGACCAUCUACGUCAAAAAGUUCACAGUCCUGCGCUGCUGUGUGGCUGAGAAGAGGCUGUUCCGAGCCUCUAACUCAUCAGUUCUCUUCCACUUCAUGCUGUUGCUGGGGGUCCUGAUGGCUGCGACCACGCUGAUCUUCAACUUUCACCUCCAAGAAUCAAAUAACGCCACUGCACGUGGGCCUUUCAGAACCGGAGAAACUCUGUUUAGUGUGGCCAAUGUGUGUGUGACCAGUCUGCCCACACAUGCUCAGUCAGCUAUUUACUAUUUCAGCUCACAAGCCUUUGCUCUGCCGCUGCUGCUCAUUGAGAUUAUGAUCUUGAUCUGGUUUGUGUCUCUGGGGAGAAACAACAGAAGAGCCAUUGAGAGUCUUAAAAACGUGUUAGCUUCGAGCAGUUCAGACAAGCGCUUCCUGGUGAACAAAAAUAUGACAACGUUCAAAGAAGAAAAGAAGCCCAGACCCAGGAAGAGAUCGAAAAGCAAGAUUUCAGAUGCAAACCUCGACCAAACUUUACAGUCUGUAGAGCGACUUUAAAUGGAAACAUAAACAUGAUGCUUUUUAAAUUUGGCUUUAAUGCUCGAAUAUCAUUCAAAUAUAACCAAAUAAAUGUGUUUUUACACACAUUUUGUUGGCUUUUCAUUGAUAUACUUGCAAGUAACUUAGUUUUUAAUUUCUAUCUCUAUCAAGUUUUUUUGUUUUGGACACACUGCAUCAAAGCAAAACACACAUGUCGAUGUGUUAUCUAGAUGCAACACACGUGUGACACCCACAGAUGAUACGCACAUAGAAACGCUCAUAGCUCAUGUCAGUAAUACACAUAGACUGCAGUUAUGAAGAAUAUUGUUCUCUAUUUGUUGCCAAUUUUGGGUGAGUCAAUAGUUUCAGUUGAGCUCAAACAUGUGUCAUUUGACUGAUUUAUUUGUUCUUUUUUUGCAGCAUUGGCUAAUUUCCUCAUUGGAAUAUGUAAGUUUUUUAAAGUUAAGUUUUCUUAAAAUACAUUCAACACAACACCUCUCACA